AUGACUUGUCAACCUUCUUCUCAGCUGGAUUCAACGCAUUACGAUAAUUGGCUCACUGCCCAAGCUAAAUCAAGACACCCAUCAGCUAUCAGAGCCCUUUUCCCGCUUGAGAAUAAGCCUGGUAUGAUUUCUUUGCUGGCUGGUAAACCAAACCCAGAAACAUUCCCCUUUGAAAACAUCACAGUCUCCCUUAAGCCUGUUUCCCCGGGAGCUCCCCACCCGAAACUUGAAAUCAAUGCAGGUCCAGAUCUCGCGGAGGCAUUACAGUACACUGCUACAUGUGGUCUACCAAGACUUCACAAAUUCGUUUCUGACCUCCAAAACCACGUUCACGGCCGUCGUUGUGAGGCAGGUGAGGAUGAUUUCGCAAUCACAAUCACAAACGGUUCCCAAGACGCUUUCACAAAGGCAUGUGCUGCACUAAUUGAGCAAGGUGACUACGUUCUUAUUGAGUCACCUGUAUACACGGGCGCCAUCCCAGAAAUGACCAUCGCUGGUGCUCAGUUUGUUGAGAUUGAGUGCGAUGAGCAGGGCAUGUCCGCUGAGAAACUAGCGCAAGUCAUGGACAACUGGCCACAAGACAAACCACGCCCAAAACUCGUCUACACUGUCCCCACUGGUAACAACCCAUCUGGUGCUUCUGCCGGUAAACAAAGGAAAGUAGAUAUACUCAACCUAGCACGCAAACACGAUUUCCUUAUUCUUGAAGACGAUCCAUACUAUUUCCUCACUUUCGACGGUGAGAGGGUGCCUUCUUACUUUGCACUGGAGAAGCAACUCGGCGGGGAGCGCGGCAGAGUUCUGCGACUCGAUUCGAUGAGCAAGGUUCUUUCAUCGGGGAUCAGAAUUGGCUGGGCAACAGGACCACAGGAGAUAAUUAAAGCGAUGGAUCUGCACACUUCAGCUGCAAAUCUUCAACCAAAUUCCACAUCACAGGCUAUAGUACAGGCAUUAUUUGCGCACUGGGGAAUAGACGGACUGCUCAACCAUGUGGCGCGAGUUGCAGACUUCUAUAGAGUCAAGCGCGACGCUUUCGAGGGCGCAGCUGCUAAACAUAUGAGCGAUAUCGCUAGCUGGGUGACCCCAACUGCCGGAAUGUUCCUGUGGCUUAAACUGGAUUGCGACGACAGCAACGAAGUGAUCAAAGAGAGGGCAAUCAACAACGGUGUAAUUGCCCUCCCAGGUGUGGUCUUCUACCCAACUCCGCGUGUCACCCCAUACACACGGCUGAGCUACUCGAUGGCGUCGAUAGAAGAUGCCGAGGAAGCUUUCAAGAGGUUGAGAAGGACUGUGUUUGAGUAUAAGGGGGUGGAGGAUCCCAAGUGA
This is a messenger RNA of Wallemia ichthyophaga EXF-994, 1326 nucleotides long. RefSeq lists its product as uncharacterized. Gene Ontology annotation, biological process: biosynthetic process. Gene Ontology annotation, molecular function: transaminase activity; pyridoxal phosphate binding. The transcript has 2 exons. The coding region runs from base 1 to 1326 and encodes 441 amino acids. Lineage: Eukaryota; Fungi; Basidiomycota; Wallemiomycetes; Wallemiales; Wallemiaceae. The record is from RefSeq and is a predicted model, not a curated record.